Messenger RNA from Hyla sarda, 3626 nucleotides. It is a transcript of the gene ARL6IP4, whose product is annotated as ADP ribosylation factor like GTPase 6 interacting protein 4. Lineage: Eukaryota; Metazoa; Chordata; Amphibia; Anura; Hylidae. The record is from RefSeq and is a predicted model, not a curated record. The transcript is spliced from 6 exons. Bases 179 to 931 code for a protein of 250 amino acids.
GCAUGGCGUUUUCCACAGAUUGGAAAAAACUUUACAUCACCUACGUAAGCACUACGAUAUCUGCGUAGUGCUGCGCAUGUGCUCUAAAUUUUCUACGGAUCGAGUUAAACUUUACAUCACCGGGGACAUUUAGGAGUGUUGCACAAAGAGUGUCAGUUAUCCCUGCUGAGGAUCCAUCAUGGACAGAAGUCAUACUAAAAGAAAGCACCGUAGUAGAAGUCAUUCAGAGUCUCAUAACAAAUCUGUGAAAAAUAAAUCUACUCGCCACAGAGACGACGACAGCAGCAGCAGCAGCAGCGCUUCCCCUUCAUGGAAAAGUUCAUCUCGUGUCAAAUAUCAUGCUGAUAUCUCCAGAAAAGAGAAAGGAAAGAGAAAGAUGAGCUCUUCAUCAUCUUCAUCAUCAGAGAAGAAGAAAAGACGGAAGCGGAAGGAUAGCACAUCAUCUUCAUUUAGCUCGUCGUCAUCAUCAAGAAGUUCAGAGGAAUCAAGAGACAGUUCAAAGCACAGGAAGAAAAAGAAAACAGACAAAAAGGUUAAAAAAAAGAAAAAGGUGAAAAAGAAAAGCAAAAAACAUAAGAAAGAUUUGGUCAAAGUGAAAGCCCAGAAAACACCAAUCAUGACUGAAGAUUUCCAUCCUGGACCCUCUCUAGAUCUGUGGCAGAAGGAGUCUAUGGAAAACACUGGCCCAGUUUUAACUGAUGAACAAAAAACUCGUAUUCAAGCAAUGAAACCAAUGACCAAGGAAGAGUGGGAUGCCCGUCAGAGUGUUAUCCGCAGAGUGAUGGAUCCUGAGACUGGUAGAAUAAGACUUAUUAAAGGUGAUGGUGAAGUACUUGAAGAAAUUGUAAGCAAAGAAAGACACAAAGAGAUCAAUAAGCUUGCAACCGCAAAUGAUGGCUUAUCUUUUCAGAUGAACUCAGGGAUGUUAUAAUGGCCAUUUUCCAGCAAAUUGUUGGAUUUUCAUGUCUACACGUCCUACUUCCAAGGUAUAUUUUCAGACAAAAGACUAUGUUAGAAUCGUUAUUGCUUAAAAUGUUGUACAGGGUUCACACUAUGUAUGAAGUGUAAUAUUUUUCAUAAAAUGACAAAUAUUGUCAUAUUAGCACUUCAGUCUGUUCCUUUUCAGUUAUUUUCCAUGCUAAAUAAAAGUAGGACUGUAUUCCUAAACUUUUAGUUGGAUAGUUUUUUCAUAUAUUUUUUUUUUUUCAUACGAAGUUAGAAUAGAUUAUAGUACAUCCCUAUGCACACAACGGCACCUGAGUAAAAGGAUAACCAAAACAUAAAAAAUAAGAUCAAUGUUUUGAGGUCAUAUGCAAAGGGGAGACCAGGUAGUGUGAGUUAAAAAUUGCUUAUAACUAUCAGACGUCUACUGAUCAUUGCUCAAGAGAUUUACACCCUGAUUUGUGUUUCUAGGUGGUGUAGUUUCUAAACACUUGCAUGGGUUUCCCCUUGUUCUUAAGGGUCCCCUGCAUGGGACUGUUUUUUUUAAUUUUUUUUUAAUUUUUUCAAUCUUGCUCCCGCAAGGUGUUUGGUCCACUCCCACCCAACAUGCCACCCCGAGCCAUUUUGAAUUUGCCACACACCCCAGUACCAUUUUUUUUUUUUUUUAUCUUUCCCUUCCCGCCUCUCCUUACUUCCCUUCCCUCUGAUCCCCUAGUUGUUUCUCAUCUGUCCUGUGUCCUUCAGUAUGCUCCUACAGGCUCAGGAGCAGGGUCUUGGUGGAUCCAACAGUGAUUUAAAGUUGCCCCCUCCACUUUAAACCAGUCAACAGCUCCCCCGAGUUUGCAGUCUGUCAUAGAGGCUGGAUCUGCGGUGUAGGAUUUGGGGGACCUGCAGGCAUAGAGCCUGACCGCUUGCAGCAGCCUCAUUCCCACCCAAUCCAAAAAAGUUGUUAUAAAAGAAUCCUGGGCAAGUCUGUCACUGUUUUAUGCUGCCUGCGGAUUGGGCAGCAUGAAACUAUUACAAAUAUAUGAUUCAGGCUGAAUCGCUGCACCGUUUUUCAUACUCAUGACAGGGCUUCCGAGUCAUCUGGGUAGUCCCUGGUGGCUUCUCCCCACCCUACCAGUCAUGAUUUCUUAUCAUGGAUUUAUUAGCAUUACCACAUGCUACUGAUAAAAGUAAUGCUGUAGUACUUCAUGAUGAUUAAUAACUUCAUGUUUCUCCCCAUUUUAUGCCACUUAUAAGGAGUCCUUAUGAAGCAGUUGGAGAGGUACCUCCAAUCAGCAAAUAAAAAGUUGUUGUGGACUGUUAAUGCUGUAUUUGGGUACGUUCACACUGCUGAAUUCCACGCAGUGAACAGUACCAUCAGUGUGAAUGGGUCUUCCCCGAGACACGAUCACACUGCGGAAUUUCAGCGGCGGACAAUUCCGCUGCUGAAAUUGUUCCACGCAGAGAAAGAACAUGUUCAUUCUUUGCGUGGAAUUCCACGAGUACUGCAUAGCUGUCAAUGGUGAAGGCGCAAUGCCGUACGGUCUUACCACUGAAGUAUUUUCGGUGGCGGCGGCCGCCUGACUGAAUCUCUGCGUGCGGAGAUUCCACAGUUUGAACAUACCUUACAUAGUCUUUCUCCUCCAGAAGCAAAUCUCCGUAUUGCUGUGAUGUAGGCAACCACAGGGGCUCAGAUUAAUGCAUUAUACCUAAGGGCACAUUCACACUACAGAAUUCCCAAGAGGCAGCAGCCUCUUAUUGGCUUUAGAGGAAUUCUGCUGCAUCGUGCCCAUUGCUGAAUUUCUCAGCCACAGAAAUUCAAAUUCUGGGGGGCGUGGCGUGACGCUGACGAAGAUGGCCGCACGGUGUUAGUGCUCCACCAUGAGGUCCUCUGCCCGCUACUUCUGCCCGGACCGCUGUGCUAUUUAUGGGGAAAUCCUUGCGGAGGACCCCUAGGAGACCCCCCGCUGCUGUCCACCUGCCUCCAACGGCAUCACAAAGUUCCUGGGCCCAGCACUACCUCGGGGCUCUGCUGGCCUACACGCCGGUGGAGCCCUGCCUACAGCAUCUGCUCCCGGCCAGGUCCUCCGGCGCCUCCUGCAUCGCCGGCCGCAACCUCCGUUCUAUGUGUGCUCCCGGCCCCUGGGGACCUCCGCUUACCUGCCCUGCGGUCCUCUGAUCCUGAGGGGGAAGAGCCCUGCAUGCAGCCCAGGAAUACUGGUGCGGCUGCUGGAUCCCUGGUCUCUCCGCGGCUCUCUGCAGCAGUGAAGGUAGGAGCUGCGGACUCAGGCGCACGGCUGCGCUCUCCUCUUGUCUGCCAAGGCUCUCCGGCACAGUCUCCCGGCUCCUCCAGCCUCUCAUCUCCUCUGCAGUACCCUCAGCAUAAAGGGCUGCAGGUUGCCCCUCUGUCCACCUGGGCUGCCAUUGUAAAGGGGUCCUCCAUCUCACUCCCCCUGUCACCUGACCUGCCUGCCUCCUCCGCUGCUGAGGUGCCCCUGUCUGCCUUAUCAGGGGCCCUGCAGGCCACCCUGGACUGGACAGCUCCCUCUCCCCUCCUGGACCUGGGGGAUUCUGCUGACCCCUCUGCCUCUAAACCACCUCGGGCACCCCGCCUGCUCACUUCGCCACAGGGGUUUUCCAAAUCUGACUCCCUGGCCGCUGUACCAUCUCCUGCCCAGAUGCCUGGCUCCCGCUCUGCU